This is a messenger RNA of Cantharellus anzutake, 2388 nucleotides long. RefSeq names its product aflatoxin-detoxifizyme. Gene Ontology annotation, cellular component: cytoplasm. Gene Ontology annotation, biological process: proteolysis. Gene Ontology annotation, molecular function: dipeptidyl-peptidase activity; metalloexopeptidase activity. The record is from RefSeq and is a predicted model, not a curated record. NCBI's taxonomy places the organism in Eukaryota, Fungi, Basidiomycota, Agaricomycetes, Cantharellales, Hydnaceae. The transcript has 16 exons. The annotation marks the transcript as partial.
CAUGCGCAGCCGGUUUCCCUUUCGGCAGCUGCAGACAUGCGGACUGAAUGGUGUCACACACAACCGAUGCGGCUUCCGAUCCAUCUGUAUCGCCAGCAUGUCCGCGUCCUCAUCUCAAGUCGACAAGUCCCGCUUCCUGGCCGAUACCAACGUUCCUUUCUGUUCUCUCGAAGUGGGGCAGUCUUUCAGGCUCCUUACUGCUAAGGAGAAGUUCUACACUCACCAUAUCUCCCAGGCAAGCUGGGCAGGCGCCCGCAUCAUCCAAGGGCAAUGGACAUCCUAUGCUCCAGAAUUGUUUGACCUUUUGCUUCUCGUCUUCUCCUCCGAGAAGGGGAAACUUACCGAUCUUGAGAACUUGAGGAAGUCUUCCGGAGUAUCUGAUGAAGACUGGCUCUUUGCGCUGGAGUAUACAGCCCAAACUCUUUCAAACCUUGUGAACUACAAAUCUUUUGGUUUCAGCAAGUUCAUCCCUCGCAUCUCUGCGGAAAAUUUCAAGAAAAUUGUCAGCGCAUCCCCUCAGUCCGAAAAAGCUACCCCUCUGUGGGGAAAGCUUGAGAAGGAGUUGUAUUCCUUGUCCCCUGAAGCCAGCCUGUUAAUCGGGAAGCCUAAUUCGGGUCACAUCUCAAACUACUACUUAGGACCAACGAUCGAAGACGACGAAGUGGCCGCAGUCCAAUCCGCCGCCGAGAAGCUCAAAAUCGACAUUGAAAACACCCGCGUGCGCAAAGAAUCAGCCGACCACUUCACCCUGCUCAUCGCAUCCGCAGAAAAACGCGCAACCGUUACUCAAGAACAUACAUCCCCUAACGGAAAGACGAUCAAACUAAACCUUGAGUAUGGGGAUUUUAGCGCGCCACUCGCGAAGAGCGUUGAGCAUCUCAAGGAAGCGAAGAAGUAUGUGGCCAAUGUGCAUGAGGCAAAAAUGCUCGAAGGUUACAUUGAAAGUUUCCGAACUGGGAAUAUGGAUGCGUACAAGGAGGCGUCGAUUAAUUGGGUAAAGGAUGUCGGGCCCGUUGUAGAAAGUUACAUCGGGUUUGUUGAAACAUACGUAGAUCCAUAUGGAGGACGCGCAGAGUGGGAAGGUUUCACUGCCAUCGUGAACAAGGUUCUCACGAAGAAAUACGACAAGUUGGUAUCGCAAGCAUCCGACUUGAUCAAGGUUCUUCCUUGGGGAAAGGAGUUUGAGGUUGAUGUGUUCCGGAAGCCAGACUUUACUGCCCUUGAGGUUGUCAACUUUGCCACAGGUGGUAUCCCUGCUGGAAUAAACAUUCCAAACUACUACGAUAUCCGGGAAAAGCACGGCUUUAAGAAUGUAUCACUGGCCAACAUUCUCGCUGCCAAAGCGCCAAAUGAAGAAAUCACGUUCAUUCAUCCAGAUGAUCUGGAGCUUUACAAAGCAUGGGACACUCGCUCGUUUGAACUCCAGGUCGCGAACCAUGAAUUGUUGGGUCAUGGAUCAGGGAAGUUGUUCACGGAGAAUGCGGAUGGAAAGCUGAACUUCGACCCCAAGACAAUCAACCCGCUAACGGGAAAGCCAGUUGAUAGCUGGUACAAACCUGGUCAGACACCCGGGAGCGUCCUUGGAACAUGCUCCUCCUCGCUCGAGGAAUGUCGUGCAGAGGCAGUUGCGAUGUAUCUUGUGGGAAAUCGAGAUAUACUCAAAAUCUUCGAUUACACUGAUCCAAAAGAGAUUGACGAUAUACAAUACGUCUCAUUCCUCCUCAUGGCUCGUGCCGGUGUGAGGGCGCUGGAACUGUACGAUCCCAAGGCAAAGAAACAUCUUCAGGCGCACAUGCAGGCAAGAAUGGGCAUCACAAACUUUUUCAUCAAAGAGGGGCUUGCGAAGCUCGAAGAAGUUCGUGAUGAGAGUGGCAGGUUGACUAACGCUUUCAUCCGAGUUGACAGAGAGAAGAUUCUCUCCUAUGGGCAGCAAAUUGUUGGGAAGCUACUCAUUGAUCUUCAGAUUCGCAAGUCGCUGGCGGAUGGCGAGGGUGCGCGCAAGUACUACGAAGCUCUGACCGAUCCGAUCCCAGGAUGGGAAGGAGAACUACGCGAUUUAGUGUUGGCGAAGAAACAGGCGAGUGAUAUUCUACUUUUAAAUCCCCGAAAGAUAUUUGUUCAACCGAACACGGUCGUCGUAGAUGGAGAGGUGCAACUGAAGGAAUACGCAUUGGAUGCCGCUGGCACCAUCCAGUCAUUUGUGGAGCGAGAUAUUUAACAAUCGGACUUGCACUAAAGGAUCAGGUUUAACGAGAAGUAUAUGUGCUGCUGGAUAACGAGCGUUCCCUAACUUUGAGCGCUUAAAAAGUGGGAGCCAAACAGGGCUGACGCGUAACUACAAUGUGGCGCCAAAUCUCAAGUCCUGUACUAGCUGUUUUCGUUUUGUAC